Molecule: messenger RNA, 1527 nt
Organism: Schizosaccharomyces osmophilus
Lineage: Eukaryota; Fungi; Ascomycota; Schizosaccharomycetes; Schizosaccharomycetales; Schizosaccharomycetaceae
Gene: suc2
Product: sucrose alpha-glucosidase Suc2
Exons: 1
Coding region: 1-1527 (508 amino acids)
Biological process (GO): sucrose catabolic process
Cellular component (GO): fungal-type vacuole
Molecular function (GO): sucrose alpha-glucosidase activity
Source: RefSeq, a predicted model, not a curated record
AUGUCAACUGGUCCUUUGCUUCAUUUUACCCCAAAAGAGGGAUUUUUGAACGAUCCUAACGGUCUCGUGCAAUCGAAUGGGUUAUGGCACUUGUUCUUCCAGUGGAAUCCAACCGCGUUGGAAGCAGGAAAUCAACAUUGGGGCCAUGCUAUUAGCAGGAACCUGUAUAAUUGGAACCAUCUCCCAACGGCUCUUUUCCCCAAUGAAGACGGUGGUCUUAUAUUUAGCGGAAGUGCUGUUGUCGAUAAACACAACACUUCUGGGUUAUUUAAAGAUUCGCAUGGAAGAAUUCCCACAAACACCGAAGGCCGUAUCGUCCUCAUUUACACGACUCAUUAUGAUGACCUUGAAACUCAAAAUAUUGCCUAUAGUCCAGAUGGAGGCAUCACAUUUAUAAAGUAUGAGAACAAUCCCGUUAUCAAUAUAAAUGAGUCUCAGUUCCGCGACCCUAAAGUUUUUUGGCACGAAGAAACAAAGCAUUGGGUGAUGGUCGUUGCACUCGCUCAAAAGUUGCGUAUAGCUAUUUUCCGCUCUUCUAACUUAAAAAACUGGGAAAAGGUUUCCGAAUUUGGUCCUGCUGGCUUAUUAGGUAUCCAGUACGAAUGUCCUGAUCUUUUCCGUCUACCAAUUGAAAAUACAGAGGAUCAUCGUUGGAUUAUGGUUGUGUCCAUUAAUCCUGGGUCCCAUAUAAACGGCGGAAGCAUGAUCCAGUAUUUUAUUGGUGACUUUGAUGGCAUAACCUUUACUCCUAUCGAUAAAAUUGCUCGUAUUUUCGAUUACGGUAGUGAUUUUUAUGCAGCUCAGACAUUCUCCAACGUCCCCAAUAACCAAGUGAUUAGUAUAGGAUGGGCUAAUAACUGGAGCUAUGCAAGUGAUGUUCCCGCGAAACAAUAUCGGGGGAUAAUGUCCUGCCCUCGCGAACUUUCUCUACGUUCUAUGCCUGUGAACUCUGAAGCACAGGAGCUUGUUUUAGUCCAACGUCCCUAUAACACAGAAGCUCUAAAGCAUCCUCUCUCGGAGCCUUAUCCUUUGGCCUUGGAAACCGUUUCGGAGUUUCCUCCUACCUCAAUAUGUGGCACUAGAUUUUAUCUUUGUGCUACCAUACCUGUCUCUGCAACUGAUUCAGAAAAACUAGAAUUCAUGCGUUUGCGUUGGUCAGCAACUUCUGAUGUCCUUGGCAACAAACAGUACAUCGAGCUUGGAUAUCGUUUUAGCGAUGGUGCUGUCUAUAUCGAUCGUGGUUCAAGUGAGGCAAGCUGGAAAAAUCCUAUGUAUUCUGAGCGUUCUAUAUCCAAUUUACCCGCUAUUCUUAUUGAUGACAAGAUGAUGGUGGAUUUCGGAAUCCUUAUGGACCAAUCUGUUGUAGAGGUCUAUGGAAAUCAUGGAGGAAAGGUUUUUACGAACACUUACCACUUUUCAGAAGGAUCAGAAGACUCUCCUCUUAAAUAUUAUUAUUUAGCGCUUCCUCGGGCCGCCAAGCUGGUCAAAGCUAACGUGUUGCCUCUAUUCACAAAAGUUCCCAAGUAA